UGCUAUUACAUUCCUCUGCUACCAUUGCAUUAUUUCAAUGCCAAAAGAGGGGAAUUGAAAAGAAAACAAAAAAACAUUAGAGAAAACAAAAAGAGACAAGAAUACAAAAAUUUCUUUUUGUUGUACAAAUGGCGGUUCAUUAACAAAUUGAAACGCUAACCGAACCGAAACAUAUGGGAAAAGUUAAAUAGUUGUUUAAAACAAGGGAAUAGUUUGGAAUAGAGAGAGUUAAGACAGAAAAAGAAACAAUAGUAAAAGAAGGUGGAAAAAAAGACCGACACAACGACAAAACACAGAAGAGAAGCGUGUGUGUUAAUUUAUAAUUUUUUGUGUGGUGUUAUAAAAGGCUAGAGGAAUUAUUAUUUUAUUAAAAAAAAACGGAAUAAAAUCAAGAAAAUUUAAUAAAAUUUUGAUUUUGUUAUUGCUUUGCGGGCAAAAAGGAAAUUGAAUAAAAAAAAGUUUUAAAAAUUUAAAGGAAAUUGUGGGUUUUUCACUUUUAAAAGAAAGCCACAAAAUACUUUAGAAAAGAGGAGGAAAAUCUUAAAACCAUUUUCUUCUCUCACAUUUAAGAUAGACAUUGAACUUGUUGUAAAGCAGGAAAUUUACAAAAAUAAAAGAAAAUUAAAAGUAUUUUUAACUAUUAAGCAAAAUAAAAGAAAAUUUUGCAAAAAUUAAUAAAAACUCAAUUUGCUGAUUGUAUUAAAUAUUACGUCUUUUAGAGCUGCCAACAUAUCAACGAGCGUGCAGCGAUCGAUUGAUCAUUAAGUGGUUGGCAGAAGCAGAUCAUCAUCAUCACCCAAACCCAGCAACAGCCACCCAGAAGUAAUAGUAGCAAAUAUUUUCUGCUAUACACACGCACAGACACAUAUCGUCUCAUCCAAAGGAAGAAAAAAAAAAAAGAAACACUAUCCCCUGUUUGUCUAACAAUAGAAGUCCAAACAAGAUUUAUCAUUAACAUACGCACUUUUUCAACAUUUUCGCCUUCACUCAACUCAACACGUACGCAAGGUGCGCGCUUUAAGCAGCCAACAUACAUAUAGUGACAAGUUCUUGUACAACAAAUCAAAAGCCGCCAACAACAAAUAUUUUCUUGAUCUGAAGAAAACUUGUAAAGGAAAAAUAUUACCCUUAACAUUAGCAAUAGCAACAUAAUUUUUAUUAUUUAACUGCAACAGCAGCAGCAACAAUAAGAAAAUAACAGCAACAACAACAACUACAGCAAACAUGGAAAAAAGAAUAGAAUUGGAAAGACGCGCUCGUAAAGCUAAUCAAAUUACAGAAUUAAAUUUGGACAAUUGCCGAAGUACAAGCAUUGUUGGCCUUACCGAUGAAUAUACGGCGUUGGAAUCUCUAAGUCUAAUUAAUGUUGGCCUUACAACAUUAAAAGGUUUUCCCAAAUUGCCCAAUUUAAAGAAACUGGAAUUAUCAGAUAACAGAAUAUCAAAUGGCCUCAAUUAUUUGCAUACUAGCCCAAAAUUACAAUAUUUAAAUUUAUCCGGUAAUAAAAUCAAAGAUUUAGAAGCCUUAAAACCCUUGGAAGAAUUUAAACAUUUAGCCAUAUUGGAUUUAUUUAAUAAUGAAGCAACACAAAUUGAAAAUUAUCGUGAGAAAAUUUUCGAAAUGUUGCCUUCAUUAAGAUUUUUAGAUGGGUUUGAUUGUAAUGAUGUAGAGGCGCCUUCAGAAGGUGAUGACGAGGAAGACAAUUUAAAUUAUUAUGAUAAUGAUGAAGAUGACAAUGAAAGUGAUGAAGAAAAUGAUAGUGAAAUGUAUGGCAGUAGCGAUGAUGAGGAUAAUGAUGUUUCAUUAUCUGAGGUUUACAAUGAUGAUUUAGAGGAGGAUGAAGAUGAAUGGGAUGAAGAAAAUGCCGCUGAAAAUGAUGAUGAUGAAGAUGAAGAUAGUGAUGAGGAUGAGGCCAAUGAUUCAGCUGUAGCAGCAAAUGCUGAUAAAGAUGGUGGCGAGGGCAAUGCUAAUGCCGAAGAAACCCAGGCAAGGGGUAAGAAAAGAAAGCAUGAGGGUUAAAGCCAUGAACUUCAACAAAUUCUCGGUUAAUCAUCCCGUUAUUUUCCAUGUGUUUUUUUUUUUUUAUUAAAUCUUUAUAUACAUCGUCGUUUUUAUAUUAAUGCAUCAUAAUUUUACUUUAUACAAAACAAUUAUAAAAAGAGAAAAAACAUUUGCAAGUUUUAUUUUUCGUAUAAGAAAAGCUGAAACAAAAUCAAAUUAAUAUUUAAGUCUAAAAAGAAAAAUUAAGAGAAAAUUUAACAGUUAAACUUUAAAAUACCCAAAACACCACUUUUUAAGUAAAACAAAAACAAAAUAUAUUAUAUAUUAUAAAAUAAAGGAUUUCAUUUACAAUUAUAACAAAAAAACAAAAACAAGAAUAGAAAUAUUUACAAAAACAACACACCACAGACACAAUUAUCUUUUGUUUUUUCGGAACAGUAUAUGAAAAUAUUAUAGUAUAUAAAAGAAAAACCAACAACAAUAGCAGUAACAACAAAUAACAAAAGUAUGUAUUGUGUAUUUAAUAGAAAGAAGCAGAAAAAAAACUACAAUUCCCCCUUUUUCUUUUACAAAAAAAAAA
Molecule: messenger RNA, 2581 nt
Organism: Lucilia sericata (common green bottle fly)
Lineage: Eukaryota; Metazoa; Arthropoda; Insecta; Diptera; Calliphoridae
Gene: Mapmodulin
Product: acidic leucine-rich nuclear phosphoprotein 32 family member A
Exons: 8
Coding region: 1225-2019 (264 amino acids)
Cellular component (GO): nucleus
Molecular function (GO): histone binding
Source: RefSeq, a predicted model, not a curated record